This is a messenger RNA of Umbelopsis ramanniana AG, 1711 nucleotides long. RefSeq lists its product as uncharacterized. The transcript has 5 exons. Gene Ontology annotation, molecular function: phosphopyruvate hydratase activity; magnesium ion binding. Bases 286 to 1476 code for a protein of 396 amino acids. Gene Ontology annotation, biological process: glycolytic process. The record is from RefSeq and is a predicted model, not a curated record. NCBI's taxonomy places the organism in Eukaryota, Fungi, Mucoromycota, Umbelopsidomycetes, Umbelopsidales, Umbelopsidaceae. Gene Ontology annotation, cellular component: phosphopyruvate hydratase complex.
UUUGCAGAAAAAAAGCUUCAACUCAAGUGAAAGAACAGUGCAAAGAGCGCGGUACUGAAAUGCAUUGCAUGGUUGGGGAGGCGCCUUGCCCUUGGCCGCGGUCAACAUGCCAUAUUGGGCAGGCUAGCAGUCACAUAGUUUUUGGUGUCGGUCCUCGGGGUUUGGUGACGCGACGGUCUGAGUGAUGUGUGCGAUGAUGGGCAUGAAAAAAAAAAUAUAAAAAUCCCUAGUCUUAAUCCAACCGCUGUUUUCAUUUCUCUUCAGAAACAUUUUUCUUACUUAAAUAUGUCUACUGUCACCAAGGUUCACGCUCGCCAGAUCUUCGAUUCUCGUGGUAACCCCACCGUCGAAGUUGAGGUCACCACCUCCAAGGGUGUCUUCCGCGCCGAUGUCCCCUCCGGUGCUUCUACUGGUAUCCACGAGGCUCUUGAACUCCGUGACGGUGUUAAGGGAGACUAUCUUGGCAAGGGUGUUCUCAAGGCUGUUGAGAACGUCAACAAGGCCAUUGCCCCCGCUCUUAUUGAGUCCAAGAUCGCCGUCACCGACCAAAAGGCUAUUGAUGAGUUCCUUCUCAAGCUUGACGGUACUGAGAACAAGAACAAGCUUGGUGCUAACGCCAUUCUUGGUGUCUCUCUUGCUGUUGCUAAGGCUGGUGCUGGUGACAAGGGCAUUCCUCUCUAUGCUCACAUCGCCGAUCUUUCUAACUCCAAGCGUCCUUUCGUUCUCCCCGUUCCCGCUUUCAACGUUAUCAACGGUGGUUCCCAUGCUGGUAACAAGCUCGCUUUCCAAGAAUUCAUGAUCCUUCCCACUGGAGCCUCCUCCUUCACUGAGGCCAUGAAGAUUGGUUCCGAGACCUACCACGCCUUGAAGAGCGUCAUCAAGAAGAAGUACGGUUUGGAUGCUACCAACGUUGGUGAUGAGGGUGGUUUCGCUCCUAACAUCCAAGAAGCCAAGGAAGGUCUUGAUCUUCUCAUCGCUAUGGAUGUCGCUGCCUCCGAAUUCUACAAGGAUGGCAAGUACGAUUUGGACUUCAAGAACCCCAACUCUGACCCCGCUGCCUACCUCACCGGUGAACAACUCGCCGAUGUCUACAAGUCCUUUGCCGACAAGUACCCUAUCGUUUCCAUUGAGGAUGCUUUCGACCAAGAUGACUGGGACAACUGGACCCACCUCCGCACUACCUCUGAGUUCCAGCUUGUUGGUGAUGACUUGACUGUCACUAACCCCAAGCGUAUUGCUACUCCGAUAUCGUCGUUGGUCUCAGAACUGGUCAAAUCAAGACUGGUGCUCCUUGCCGCUCUGAACGUCUUGCCAAGUACAACCAACUUCUUAGAAUUGAAGAGGAGUUGGGUGACUCUGCCAUCUACGCUGGUGAGAACUUCCGCAAGGCUCACGAUAUGUAAACACUUUUUCGCACUGCAAAAGCCCAAACACUCGCGCAUGUCAUAUGUUGGUCCUUGUUGGCGUCAUCUUUGAAUGAGCAAUGACAACUGUAGAUAAAGAAACAUUAAAUGUAUGAAACAACUUCUUUCAGACUGUGGUGUAUGGGUAGAGGAUUAUUCAGCAUGGCGUACUUUGGUUGGGCGAACUCGAGUCACUGCAAAUGAACUACGCCUUUAAAGCCUGCGGGCCGUUACCUUAGGUGAAAGAGAGAGAGGCAGUAUGUUGUUUAUCGGAGAUGUCUAGGACAUCUUGCCAUCUUUUGUUAUAG